Messenger RNA from Aspergillus bombycis, 4047 nucleotides. Its product is annotated as serine/threonine-protein kinase. The record is from RefSeq and is a predicted model, not a curated record. Lineage: Eukaryota; Fungi; Ascomycota; Eurotiomycetes; Eurotiales; Aspergillaceae. Gene Ontology annotation, cellular component: cytoplasm. Bases 1 to 4047 code for a protein of 1348 amino acids. Gene Ontology annotation, molecular function: protein serine/threonine kinase activity; ATP binding. Gene Ontology annotation, biological process: protein phosphorylation. The transcript is spliced from 11 exons.
AUGAACAAUACUCUCCGAUCGCCUGGCUCCUGCCUUCAGCCGUCCCGUUCCUCCCCUGAAACCGCAAGGUCCGAGAUCAUCUGUCGACAUCGUGCUCCCGCCAAAGCACGACAGGCAAGACUCGGCUCCAGUCCAUCAAAACGAGAUGACAGGCCGAAGGAUGACAGAGUGGCGAAAACCACGGCCAAGGAUGUUGCAGAACUGAAGGAUUACCAACUGGGUGAUUGUUUGGGUAAAGGCGCAUUCGGAUCAGUCUACAGGGCACUGAACUGGAAUACUGGGGAAACUGUUGCCGUAAAACAGAUAAAGUUGGCCGACCUCCCAAAGAGUGAAUUACGUGUCAUUAUGCUGGAAAUUGAUCUUCUGAAGAAUUUGGAUCACUCAAACAUCGUGAAGUACCAUGGAUUUGUAAAAUCCGCUGAAACUCUAAACAUCAUACUAGAAUACUGUGAAAAUGGCUCCUUACAUUCAAUCGCAAAGAAUUUUGGCCGUUUCCCAGAAAACCUGGUUGGGCUAUAUAUGUCGCAGGUCCUCCACGGUCUCUUAUAUCUCCAUGAGCAAGGUGUCAUACAUAGAGAUAUCAAAGGCGCGAAUAUUCUUACAACUAAGCAAGGCCUUGUCAAACUUGCGGACUUCGGUGUUGCUAGCCGUACUACUGGGCUCAAUGAGUCAAGUGUUGUUGGCACGCCGUAUUGGAUGGCCCCAGAAGUGAUUGAACUGUCAGGUGCGACAACAGCUUCAGAUAUCUGGAGUCUUGGUUGUACUGUGAUUGAGCUGCUGGAAGGGAAACCCCCCUAUUACAAUCUCCAGCCAAUGCCGGCUCUUUUCCGCAUUGUCAAUGAUGAUCAUCCUCCCCUUCCACAAGGCGCCUCUCCGGCUGUCAAGGAUUUCUUAAUGCAGUGUUUCCAGAAAGACCCAAACCUCCGCGUUUCUGCGAAGAAGCUUCUAAAACACCCCUGGAUUGUCAACGCCCGCAGAUCUGAUUCGGUUGUUCCCAAAAAGUCAACCGAGUAUGAGGAGGCAGUCAAAAGUGUCCAAGAGUGGAACGAAGCCCUGCGUUCACCCGAAGCAGGAACUUUGCGAAGGCCAUUAAGGCAUGAUUACCAAGGUUCAGCCCCUCUAACAUCGUCCCGCAAUACGCCCACGAAGGCGUCUCCGAUUUCCAGAAAUGUGGCAGAUCGGUUCAGGUCGCCCGAUUCCAUCGAAGAAGACAAUUGGGAUGAUGAUUUCGCUACUGCAAUUUCCCCUAGUGCAUUGCAACUACCUCACCUUCGCCCACAGGAUAACUUCGGAGGAAUGCUCUCCUCUGAAAAGCUCAAGGCUUUUGCGUCUUUGGAUGGGACAGUCCUAAGGCCUGAAGAAAAUUUUGACGAUUUCGAUGAUUCUUUUCGAACCUCGCUGCAGUCUGGAGACUCAGAUCCCCUGGAAACCAUACGACCUUUCUCAACCAAACAUGUUGGCAUCGAAGAUACACAGCCGCAAAGCCAACCACGCUACCCGAUCAAUAACAACGCCAUCGCCAUGCAUAACGUGCCCAUCCUGACACAGAACCCGGUACCUCCAAUGAGACAACCCCGUCCAGCUUCUUACUACAAGGAGAACUCUGUAGAGGAUUACUCCGAUCUUAUACAGGCGAACGAAGAUGUCCUAGACCGGAAGCUUGGCCUUUUUCAGGAAGCCGAUGACGACAUGGAUGGGCUAGUAUUUUCGCCCACGAACGCAGUAGUCCGAUAUCAACCUUCCCUUGAAGAUGAGAAUGACCCCCAACCUCAGCUUAGGAAAAGGAUAUCUGUUAAACGCCAUCGAUCAGCCAUAGAGAUACAAAGGUUCGCUGAAAAUGAAAGAGACGAAGAUUUCUCUGAUAUUCUUGGUGCGGAUCAAGUAACUCUGGACAAGUCUGAGAGCGAGGGAAGCUCUGACCAAGGCACAUUGAUGCUGAACUCUAAGCUGUCAAACGAUUCUUGGCUUGGGGACCAGGAUGACGAGGAUGAUCCGUUUGCUCAACUUGAGGAAGGGUUAGACGAAGUAGACCUGGAAGCGAAUAUUGCACGCGACAAACAUGCACGGCUCCGUGGUCAAGUCGAGGGUCUUGUUAGCUCAUUAAAGACCUCACAGGAUGAGGACGUGCUUGGCGAGAUCUCCGAACAACUGCUGAACGUUUUCUAUGAUCUCCCGGAGACUAAAAACAUCAUCAUCAGCGCACAUGGGAUGCUGCCAAUACUUGAAAUUCUUGACAUGUGCCGUCGGCGUGACAUCAUCUUAUGCCUAUUGAGAAUCGUUAACGAGAUCAUCUACAAUGAUUAUGAGAUACAAGAAAACCUUUGUUUCGUUGGAGGUAUUCCUAUCAUUAACGAGUUCGCCUCGAAAAAAUACCCACGAGAGAUCCGACUUGAAGCAGCAACCUUUGUACAGCAGAUGUAUCAAACUUCCACUCUCACUUUGCAAAUGUUCGUCAGUGCAGGAGGACUGAAUGUUCUAGUCGAGUUCCUGGAAGAUGAUUACGAAGAUGAGCGUGAUCUAGUAUUAAUUGGGGUGACCGGUAUCUGGAGCGUUUUUGAGCUGCAGGGUUCAACUCCAAAGAAUGACUUCUGUAGAAUCCUGUCCCGCAACUCGGUAUUGGAUCCUCUGUCGUUAGUCCUGAGUCGGGUAUUGGACGAAGAAGGGGAGCUGGCGGAGACUGUCGAGGGUCGUAUUGCGAACAUCUUCUUCAUUUUCUCACAGGCCGAAAAUCAUGUAAAAGAGAUGGUUGCUGAGAGAACGGUCCUACACCGGGUACUUAAAGAACUAAAGCGCAUGACUCCUGCUCACCAGAUAACCAUGCUGAAGUUCAUCAAAAAUUUGUCUAUGUUAUCGACCACUCUGGAUUCCCUACAGAAUUCGAAUGCCAUCGAUGUGUUGACAGACUUGCUGAGGUCUACCAUUAAACGACCCCAUUUCCGAGAAGUUUCGAACCAGAUCCUAAAUACCAUCUACAAUAUGUGCCGCUUAAACAAGCCUCGACAGGAGGACGCCGCUCUGAAUGGCAUUGUUCCGCUGCUCCAAAAGAUAGUAAAGACCGAACGACCAUUGAAGGAAUUCGCACUACCAAUUCUCUGCGACAUGGCUCAUUCUGGCAAAGUUGGCCGCCGUGAGCUGUGGCGCAACAAGGGCCUGGCAUUCUAUAUAUCUUUACUUUCCGACCCAUAUUGGCAAGUGACUGCGCUAGACGCUAUCUUUACAUGGCUUCAAGAAGAGACAGCGAAGGUUGAGGAGCACCUCCUCGACAACCGACCCGAUAAACCCUCAUUUACAGAUUCCAUUGUUAGGUGUUUAACCAUAUCAAAGGCGAAUGCAUUUGAGAAUCUCCUUGAACCCCUCCAAAAACUUCUUAGACUGAGUCCCCCCAUUGCCUCGACGCUCGCGCGACCAGACCUGUUCAGCAGAAUAGGGCAGAAACUACACCAUAGUAAAGCAGCAGUGCGGUUGAAUUUACUCCGGAUAAUAUCCAGCAUCUGCGAUGCAAGCGAAGAGCAGGGUGGCCUUCUAGCCAAAUAUGGGUUGCUGGAUGCGAUCAGGGAGUUAGAGAACGAUCCUGCCAUUCUCGUCAGGGAUAUGGCUGGGAAAUUAAUUCAAUCCAACGAGAAAAGCGAAGCCUAUAGCCUGGGUAAACGCAAACCUGGCGUGCGACGGCGAAGUACGUCCACUACACCUCCCAGUCUAUUGGCAAACCAGUCUGCCCCGUCCACGCCACAGAUCAAUCGAGGUAGUCAGUCCAAAGGGUUCUUUGAAGGUCGGGAGAGCCAACGGCACCCUCGAAAUGCCCUGAGUGGCUCUGCCCUUGUGAUCCGACCUGGAAGUAGAGACGGGGUCAGUUCGGGCCUUACGGCAGGCUUGAAUGGGAACCCUGGUGUGUCAAGGAACAGGGUCCCGCGGGUGUCCAACAGGCUAUCUCAUGUCGACCUUCUGGCUGAAGAAGACGGUCGAAGGCCAAAUUCAGUAUCCCGUCGGCCGUCAAUCCUACCUCGACGUCGACAUACAACACAAACAGAUGCCGAGUGGACGCCAUGA